Clupea harengus (Atlantic herring) is the source of this 9857-nucleotide messenger RNA. It is a transcript of the gene zfyve26, whose product is annotated as zinc finger, FYVE domain containing 26. Lineage: Eukaryota; Metazoa; Chordata; Actinopteri; Clupeiformes; Clupeidae. Gene Ontology annotation, cellular component: lysosomal membrane; centrosome; midbody. Gene Ontology annotation, biological process: regulation of cytokinesis; double-strand break repair via homologous recombination; mitotic cytokinesis. Gene Ontology annotation, molecular function: phosphatidylinositol-3-phosphate binding; metal ion binding. The record is from RefSeq and is a predicted model, not a curated record.
CUGAUUCAGUCACAUGACCAGACUUGUGCAUGGCUACAGUGAAGACAUAACAAGCAAAACGUAAGGAGAGUCGUAUUAGGUGUUGACCGCAACUUCGUGAAAUUGGCUAUACACCCUCAAGCAAGAACAUCACUACCAAUGAACGAUCAGCCCCCUCUCCGGAUGAGAAGAGCCUGUGGUGGUCACCUCUUGGUGCUGUAGUGCGGGGCUCUUCCCUCUGUUGCUCCGCGUGAGGAGAGGGAGAGGGGAGCAUGUUCCCGUUCGGCCGUGAGGAGGAGAACUCUUUGGAGGAGCUCUUCAGCUUCUUCAAGCGCUGCCUCAAGCAUGGCGAGUGGGAGCUGGCCGCCGCCUGCGUUCCUCAGCUGGGACAGACCCCUGGCGGGGUGGCCCAGGAGCUGCGGGACAUCAUCUGGGCCAUCGUUAAACAGCCCUACCCACUGGCGUGGGGAAAGAUGGGGAGCCCUCAUAAACUGGCCUGGUUCUGGAUGCUGGUCCUGGAGGAUUGGACUAAAGAGAAGGUCCCAGAGGCAGUCAGGACUGAGCUGGAGUUCAUGCUGGUCCUGGAAGAGCUGGGGCAGGAUGUCCCAGAGAAGGUGCUCAAGGAGUUCCAGCAGGCCUUUUGGGACUCUCGGUCGGACAGGAAGAUGUCGGUCCCCAGUGCUGAGGUCCAGGCAUGGGUGCAAGACCUGCUGAGGCAGGGGAAGCCUCGGCUGGCUGAGGCCCUGGUCUCCUUCCUGCGACGGGGCUCCAGUGAGGGCAGUGGCUGCCCAUGGGACUACUCCUUACAGGACAUCUUUAUCCAGCACCUUCUGGAAAAGCUGCAGGAGCCCCCGUCAGAGGUCUGGGCUGAGGAGGUGGCCUCGGUCCUGGCCUUGAUGCCCUGGAGUGCCGAAAGGCCCAAGGCUGAGCUGGAGGGCCUCUGGGAGGCGCUGUGGAAAGCCAAAGAGGGUCCCCUGAACGAGGGCCGGGUGCUGAGCUCACUACUGAGGCCCAAGGACUACACACUGGUGACACACUACAGUUCCGCCAGUCUGAGGUUACUCAGGGAGCAGAUACUGAGGGAGGCCCCACACACUGAGGAGGAAUUACCCGAAGCUGAGAAGUUAAUGCUGGGGUUAUGCUGUCAUGGCGAUCGGCCCACAGCGUGGAAAGCCAUCUAUUUUGAAUGUCUUAGCAGUGGCAAGCACUUCCUUGAGCAAGUGCUGGUGACAGGCCUGGAUCUGGUGAAGAGGCAGGAGGUUGGGCGUCUGGAGGAGAUGCUGCAGGGCGAGUUCCAGCCUCUGGCGCGGCUGAUGCUGCUGCUGGGCUGGCCUCAGUGCCCGAACCCGGCCUCCGCCCGCAUCCUGCUGCAGGUCCUCCACCACCAGCAGCCCUCGGCCAGCGACACAGUCCUGAGCCAGUUUGCCGACAGCCUGGCCUCUCAGCUCGGGGUGCUGGAGUGGUGUGCCAAAAACAACCCCAGUGUAAGUGAGGAGGCCCUCCAGUCCCAGUUGCUGACUCUGGGUCAGCACUCGGCUCUGUACGUGCUGCACUCCCUCACCCCGCUGGCCCAGUAUGAGGAGCGCCAGGUGCUGGACCUGCUGCAUGGCCUCACCCCCUCCGGCCACACAGCAGAGUUCUCGGAUCCGGGGGAUGCACGCAGCCUCGCUGCCCAGCGGAACAUCACUCUGUUCCAGGGCUUCUGUGCCAUGAAGUACGCGCUGUAUGCCAUCUGUGUGAAUGCUCACACACACACUGACUGCAAGGAGUGUGGGCUAACAUCACAACAGCACAACAGCCCUGGGUCUCCGGAGAAGAGUGAGGAGUCCAGCUACUCAGAAGAUGCCAAGAAGCUCUUUCAGCAUUACCUGUCAGAGUGCCAGCUGUACCUGGAGGCGGUUCCUGCCCUGUUCCGUCUGGAGCUCCUGGAGAACAUCUUCUCGCUGCUCUUCCUCUCAAGCACUGACCUGACCUUGGUUACGGAACAGAAACCAUCUAGCCCGACUCUCAGAGACGCAGAACCCGGGAACGCGCAGAACAAAGGGACAAUCGAAAGUGUGGAGAACCAAGAGCGGACCUGUGGUGAUGUCCCAGCCUGCCAGCAGGAGAGACCAGAGGGGGUCCAGCGGGGAUGGGGUGUUGGUGAGCCCAGCCGAGCUCACCUGGACCUGGGCCAUCUGACACAAGGCUGCUGGGGCUUCCUGGCAGACGUGAAGGCCAUGGAGGGCUUCCUGCGGCUGCUCAGGGAAGGGCUGGAGGGCCUGAACUUGCCAGGGCCGGGCCAGGACGAGCAGGCCGCCAUUGCCUCUGAGAGCCUGGGGUGCUCUGUCACGGCCGAGACGUUCGAGGCGCGCCUGCAGAGGCUGUCAAAGCGCACGGCCGAGGCCCAGUGGAGGCUGCAGGUGGUCACUAAGAACCAGCACAGUGGAGACGGAGGCUCAGACUCGCUGCAGAUGCCCUCUCCCCUGGCGAGUCCCGCUCCGUCUCUGAGGCGCGGCAGCACCACCUCCACCACCAGCAGCAGCAGCAGCAGGAGGCGGCGGAGGCCAGGGCGCCAUCGCCCCGAGCGACACCUCCCCGCCGACAAACCGAACGGAGACUUCAGCACCAGCACCUCUGAUGGAGGCGGAGGGACCGCAUCAGGCCGUCAAGAGCACGAGGCUUGUCCCUGUGGAGGUCCCCACAGCUGGCUGGUCCCUGCCAUGCUGGCUCCCCCAGAGUCCCUGCUGGUGUCCUGCAUCCGCAGGGGCAACUUUGUGGAAGCUCACCAGGUGAUGCUGAUGUUUGGCCUGGAGUCCUCCAGCUGUGCGGGGGAGCUGGUGUUUAUGGAGCGCUACCGGGAGGUGCUGCAGGAGCUGGCUCAGGUGGAGCAGAAGAUUGAGAGCCAGUCUCUCUCCUCCUCCUCCUCUUCCGAGGGGCUGGGGGCUGUGGCGGCUGUGGUGGCUGGCCAGGGGAGGAGCCGGCUGGGGAGUAGUGGAAGGUCCACCCUGCAGGCCAUCGGGAGCGCUGCUGCUGCUGGUAUGGCCUUCUACUCCAUCUCAGAUGUGGCGGAGCGUCUCACCAGUUCUCCUCAGCGACCCAUCCCAGCUCUGGAGGAGGACUACUGGCUCUCUCAGCUCCCGAGCUCCGUGGGCUCGCCGGACCCUUCCUCGUCCAUCCGCCAGCUGCUGGAGGAGCUGAGCCCGCCGGCCAUGGCUGCUUUUGACCUGGCCGUGUGUCACAGCCAGCUGUGGAAGAGCUCCCGGCAGCUGCUGGAGACAGCCGAGCGCAGGCUCAACACCAGCCUGGAGGCGAGAGAACUGAGGUUAGAACCCAAAGUGCCUCACGCUGAUGGGAUCAGAGGCUUCCCUGCGGUGCUGCAGCAGAUCAGUAAGAUCCUGAACCGCACGGCCACUGGGAAAGGACCUGCUAUAGGAGAGGGCGCUGGGGAAGAGGCCACGUUGGGGAGCCCGUUUGGCUGCAGUGCCCAGGAGGUGAUGCUCUCAUGCCACCCCGUCCUGACGGAGGAGGCCAUCUCUAGCCGCCUGAGCCUGGGCCAACGCCUUGAACACAUUGCCCAGAUCCUCAACACUGCUGCUGAUGCCACAGCUGAAGGUCGGUCCUGCGGUGCUCUGCUGGCGGCGCUGGUGGAGCAGGCCAGCCUGAAGCAGGCGGAGCUAGAUGCCCACCCGGUGCGCUCGGCCAUGAAGCAGCUGCUGCGGGUGCUGGACCAGCUCUGCCCCUUUGAGCCCGACGUAGCCACCAGCAGCCCCGACUACGUGCGCACAUUCCUGGACUACGUCAACACUCUGGCCUCGGUGCUGGUGCGAAGCAUGGGAUCAGAUGCGGACCAGUCUGCAGAGGUGAAGCUGGGGAACCCUCUGCUGGUGCUGCAGCAGUCCCCCUCUCAGCUGCUCUCCUACCUGCUGUUUGAACGACAGGUUUCUGCAGAAAGAUUGUCAUCUCUACUGCAGCAGGAGGGCUUGGGUCUGAGCGUGGAGCAGGUCAUGGACCAGCACUGCUGUGAGCCCCUCCUCCUCUGGGACACCCGCAGGCGGAACGAGAGUGACGAGGGCGGUGCUUUCAGCCCUGCACGAAUCGCCGCACUGCUCCAGGAACACGCCCACAAACACAACCUCAUCCUGGACCUGCCCCCCUCCCUCUGUUCCGAGCUCAGCUCCCAGGAGUCCUCAGAGGGCUCCACCGAGGAGAGCCGCACCUCCUGCGGCACCCUCUCCACCUCUCCUUCGUCCUCUUCCUCUUCUGUUUCGUCCUCCUCCUUGCCCUCUUCGUCCUUCUUGCUCACGCCAUCCGCUCUGGCCUUCCUGAAGUCGCGCUCACCCCUGUUGGCCAUUCUGGCGUGUCUCGGCGCCACGCGCGGCGGUGUGGUGCGCCCUUCCACCAGUUGGCCCGGCCUGCCCUCCUACUUCCGCAGCGGCGGGCGCAAGGAGGCCCCGCUGGACGCCGAGCAGAUCUCCCGUGAGGCCGAGGCCCUGCUGCAGGACUUCCCCAUCCUCAGAGACUACCUGCACACCAUGGCCGAGCCCGUGCUGGGGGCCCCUCCACAGGGCCUGGAGGCCGAGGCAAACGGAGAGGGUCUCGGAGCUGCACUCUGUGGGACACCGCUGGCAGCGCUGGUCCUCUCCGGGCCGCAGAGCGCAGCAGCCCAGGCUUUGGUGGUGGAGGCCUUCCAACAGGCGUUGAGUGGAGGGGAGCUGGAGCGAGCCCUUACCCUGCUGGAGCUGUAUGGGCAGGGAGGCGACCAGCAGGAGGCACUGAGGGACCAGCUGCUGGCCUGUGCUGCACAGGAGGCUGGUCAGCAGGGCUGGGAGCAUUUAUUCCGAGUGCAGGACACAAACCUACAAGCUCGGGUGGCCCUGCAGGUACUGGACCAGUGGCCCUUGGGUGCCUGCCGGGAGCUGCUAGAAUUCUGUCUGAGCAAAUCCAACAUGGACGCCUCACUGGAGGACCAACUGCAGAAAAAGAAACAGGAGAUGGACAUGUACCAUAAUAUGCUGAGCCUACAGUCCCCGUUGCCAUGGGAGAUGUGGCAGGAGUUAAGAGAGGAGUCGCAGAAGGAUCCGGAGGCUGUGAUGGCUCUGCUGUUGGAGACCAGGGAGUUUGAGCUGUGUGCUCAGUGGCUGCAGCUCUAUCCCGUAUCGGAGCAGUCCAGACUACAGCUGCAGACUGAACACCUGCUCCACCUGCUGGAGAAGGGACUGACAGACGAGGCCUGCCAGCUGCUGGAGGGUGUGUCUGACCCAUCUCGGGGCCUGGAGGUCUGUGAGCGUGCUCUGGAUCGCCAGCCCACAUUGGCUGCCUGUCACUUCCUGUCUGACUACCUCACUGUGAACUUUGAGAGCCGUGUUUCUCCAGCCCGCCGCAGGCACAUCCACGCUCUCCACCUAGGAUCCAAGGUGUUGUUGACUCUGCCGGAGGCGUCUCGGCAGAGCUAUUUCCCGCUGCUGUCGUCCCCUCUGCUCAUGCUGGAGCAGCUGCUGAUGAACCUGAAGGUGGAGUGGGCCGACGUGGCUGUGCGCACCCUCCGGAACCUUCUGGUGGACCAGGAGGGCGGCUUCAGCAACGACGACAUAGACAUGCUCCUGUCCGACUACGCCAGGAAAGCUCUGGAGUUCUCCUGCACACCCAGAGAGAGGUUACGCUCAGACUCGGUCAUCAGUCUGCAGGAUGCCUAUCUGCAGUGCCCCGCCCAAGAGAGCUGCCCCGCCUCCCCCAGCGUUACCCCACCCUCCUCCGCAGUCAGCACACCCAUGCACACACCCUCCAGCAGCGGUUGGGAGCGAGGCUCCAGCGGUAGGAGGGCGCAGACCCCCGCCACCCCAUUCACCCCUCCACCCAAGCCCCCGGUUCGCAAGGACUGGAUCCCCGACCACCAGGAGCCCGUCUGCAUGGUCUGCCAACGCGAGAGGUUCACCAUGUUCAACAGGCGUCACCACUGCCGCAGGUGUGGGAGGCUGGUGUGCCAAGCCUGUUCCAGCCACCGGAUGGCAGUAGAGGGCUGCGAAGAGGAGGAGGAAGUGCGAGUGUGCAAUCAGUGUUACAACUUCUUUCACCCUGAUUCAGAUGAUGAACUGGAGCAGGCUGAAGUAGCUAGUAGUCCUGCUGCAGCCCAGGGUGCAUUGGAAGGGGCUGUGCGACUCCCUGAAGUCCCUGAGAGGCGUUUCAGGCUCAGCAUCAACCCAGCGGACAACCAGAAGAUACUGAGCGAGUUCUACUAUGAGCAGGCUCCGAGCGCGUCCCUUUGUGUAUCCAUCCUCUCGCUGCACAGCGACCCAGCCUCCUGCGGGCACCAGCUGAUCGACCACUGCCGAUCGCUCUCACGCACGCUCACCAACCCCGAGGUGGACGCCCGGCUUAUCACCGACGUCAUGCGCCAGCUGCUCUUCAGUGCCAAGGUCAUGUUCGUCAAGACGGGCCAAAGUCAGGAUCUGGCCUUAUGCGACAGCUACAUCAGUAAAGUGGACGUGCUGACGAUUUUGGUGACGGCCAACUACAAGUACAUCCCGUCUCUGGACGACAUCCUGGAGGCUGCUUCUGUGUCCCGGCUCAGAAACCAGCUGCUGGAGGCUGAGUACUACCAGCUAGCCGUGGAGGUCUCCACCAAGAGUGGCCUGGACCCGUCGGGCGUGUGGCACGCGUGGGGCAUGGCGUGCCUGAAGGCUGGCUUCCUGAGUCGGGCGCGGGAGAAGUUCGCCCGCUACCUGAAGCCCCCGGUGGACCGCGGCCAGCACACCCACGGCCCACGGCUGCUCCAGGAGAUCCUGCAGCACCUGGAGGCCAACAUCCGCCCGACGGCCAUCCCCAUGCUUCAGCGCCCAGAGGAGGACAUCCUGGCCUCCCUUUGGGAGCUGGAGGAGGCCCUGGCUGAGCCCCACCCCCUGGAGCGCCCAGAGGGCCAUGUGCAGAACUGCCGUAACUACCAGGAGAGUCUGCACUACCUGCAGGCCUACGGCACACACCUGGCCCUGGUCAGCUUCUACAUGCGCCACGACGGCAUGAAGGAGGCCCUCUCACACCUGCUCAGUAAGGAGUGUCCUGAGGAGGUGUUCCUGGAGGCGGUGCUGAUGCCCAGUCUGGAGCGGGGCCGGCUGGGGGUGCUGCAGGCCCAGCUGGAGAGUCUGGACCCCACGCUGGAGGGCUGGAGCCGCUACCUCAUCGCCUCCUGCCAGCUGCUGCAGCGCCGUGGCCACUUCCACACCAUCUACCAGCUGCAGCAGUUCAUGACGGACCAUGUGCGUGCUGCCAUGACCUGCAUCCGCUUCUUCACCCACGGCGCUCAGUCGUACCUGCAGCUGGGCGAGCAGCAGCGUUGGCUGGUCCGCGCCAAGGAGCACCUGAAGACCUACCUGCAGGAGCAGCAGGGCCGAGGCGCCGGCCGCAAGAAGUCCCUCUCCAGCAGCUUCCGCAAGAAGAUGUCCGCCAGCGACGUGUCAAGGCACAUGAACACCAUAGAGCUUCAGCUGGAGGUCACUCGCUUUCUGCACCGUUGUGCAACCUCCUCCCCCUCCAAACCCACUGGGACUCCCACCCCCACCUCCACAGGCAAAACCAGCGCUCCGCCAACUCUGUUUGGGGGAGGGCCCAUGAAGAUAGAUGUGGCCUGUAAGGUGAUGCUUGGUGGAAAGAACAUUGAGGAGGGAUUUGGCAUUGCAUACAGAGUCAUCCAGGACUUCCAGCUGGAGGCAUUGUCCGUGUACGAGCGUGCCGGCCAGCGGCUGGUGCGCCAGCGGCAGUACAGUGCCGUGCGCCAGCUGCUGAAGUGUGUGGGUGAGUCGGGCACGGCCACCAAGAACGACUGUGACGCCAUCGUGCUCCGCUGCAUCUCCGUGGCUGACAAGGCCCCUGCUGAUGCCAAAGAACUCGAGGGUCUCAUUCUUGAGUGUAAAAGCCCGGAAAACAAGAUCAAGGCCUACCUGCAGUGCAGUAAACUGCGUGCUGCCUAUUUGCUGGCGGUGAAGCUGGAGCCGGCCCGGUCGGGGCCCCUGGUGCAGGAGGUGCUCCAGGCGGCUGAGAGCUCGGGGGACUCCGUCAUGGAGAACAUCUGCCGCCAGUGGCUGGCUGAGCACCAGGACCGUCCGGCCAGGCAGCGGCAGGGCCGACCCAGCGCCAGGUAGCCAGCACCCAACUGCCUCGUCCCAGCCGAGCCCCCACCAGGCCCAUGCCGCACCGCCAGUGGACCGGUUGUCUGUGGGACUGUGUGCUGGUUGACACCCUCACAUGAGGAACUCUGUUCACCGCAGUGCCAUGUUCUCCUUCUGGUCUCGGCCCUAAGUGUGCCAGUUUGCUUGGAGGGGGUACAUCAAGUACAUAUCGCUCUAUUCUGUCCUUCUUUUUUUAGUUCACUUCUACCUACUACCUCGCCAGAAAGGGAUGCUUCCAACACCCUGUGUUUUUUAGAGGAAAAAAUGUACUGCAUUGUAAGAGGUCACAAUUUGUUUGCCGAUGUUACAGUCGGCGAAAAUCUGUUAGGUGACACAGACCUCAAUCCCUAACAUACAGUCUUCUUAAAAGGCAGGAGAUUUGUGCUAAGUUUUGUUCUGUCAGCUGGUGUGGCACUGUGUUGGAGUCUGCCUGCAGCGUUUAGUUGGCUUCACUCAUCUGUGUGGUCAGUGUUUUCUGGCCUAUCAAAGGGAAGCUGAAAGCCUUGUUUGUCACUUACGGGCAUUAGCCACAGAGAGCAGAGAGGACAUCUGAGGGGAAAUUGGAUUUGAAAAGGGACCUCGGCAGACUGAGAACAGAAAGGACUUAUGAAUAGAUGAAGUAUUACACAACAACAAAUAACCUAUUAUUAAGAAAUGUAUAUGAACGUGUACUCAUGACCUGUUAAUGUACAGUAUUAGUUUAAACACAUCUUUCCAGUAAGGUUGACUGUUUCAGUAUUCCCGUCUCCUACUCUUGUGCACUGUUUUCUCAUCUAUUUUCGCGUGUGUUUGUGCGUCUGUAUGGACUCGAAGGAGCACAUAUUUUGUGUCUGACAUCUUGCUGUGCUUAAAAGCUUGAGGUUAACCCUGUUUGUGAAUGUCUCUUACCCCAGACCAUGUGAAAACAAUGGCGUCAAUGUGUAGCCAGUGCUUAGCAUCUGUUUUACUCACCUGUUGGCCUUUAUCAAAACCAUGGGAAGAUAGCUCUGGAAAAGGGACUUGUUUUUGCAAUGUUAACAAAGUUAAAGAUGUCUGCUCAAUGUCUCGUUUACAUUAUCUCUGACAUGUGUCUGGCUCCUCAGAUAUAGCACAUAGUAUAGCAUAGUCACAAUCUUAGCCAUAUGCGUAUUUGCCUUUGAAUUUUGUAUUUGUAGUUGCCAUGCAACUGAGCCCCAAUACUAUAGCUUAUUUGGAAGGAUCCUUCACAACAUAUAUGUAUGUAUGUAUGUAUGUAUGCCACUGAAUCACUACACUGCCUUUAAUAACAGAACCCAUACCAAUAAGGUUCCUUCCUCUACCACUCUGUUCUGUAGCGUAGAUCCACUAUUCCUCACGUACAUCAGAUUUAAUAGUGACGCUUUUUCAUUUCGGUCCGAAGAAGAGAUGAUUAAGGCAGAAGCCUUAGCAUAGUGAGCUAGUCUCCUUACAUCUGAUGGAGCAGGAUGAAACAGAAAAACCUAUUUUGUGUUUAAAUGUAUGUUUUGGCAUAAUGGGUUAAUUUCAGGAAGUCAGUGCCGUAGAUUAGUUUCAGUAACACCUCUUCGAUUGAAAUUGUCAUUAAAUGGUAAACAAAAAUAGCCGUCAAGUCCAAAUAUCAAUUAGUGUUUGCUCUCAAGCCAGUUGGUAGUGUGCUCAUGGUCUGUAAACAGGUUCUGCUCAUAGCAAUGCCAAUAAUGUCAGUCUAACUGAAUGGAAAAAAGCCAAGAAAGUAAAUAAAUUGUUCGGUUAGAAAAAUCA